ACACAGCCAACGUUGAUUGGCUGCGAUCGUCCGCCUCUUCCCCACCAGGGAGCCUCUCAUUGGCCGAGCUGCUGUCCUCGCGCCGGCUUGCAGCCCCGCCCCCACUUAAAUAGUCUGAGGCGCGGGAUGCGAGGAGCCAUCAAAGCAAACGCCAGCUCGGCGUGGACGGACCGACGCGUGCGGGGAAAUUCCAUCACACACACACGGAACACAACAACAACAACAAUAUCGGUACGAGGAGGGAAGCCAGAGACGGGAUGCUUACUACAACGAGUGAACUACGUUCCGGCACUGGAUCCUCUGGCCCGCUGUUCUUUAUGCCGUCUGCCUUCAUCGGAACCACGUGCGCUGAUUCUUGAUUGCGUGCAGCCGUGCAGGUUCCGGUUUUUACGUCACGAUUUGUCAGCAGUGGGCGGAGCAGCUCGGCUUCUGCAUGUUCACUUGGACGUCGCCAAUAUGUGGAGGUGCCGUCAAUGGGAGUUCAAAGCAGUGCCCACUAAGGUCAUGUUAAGAAAACAUGUCUCCUCCGUCACAUUGCUAAACACUCAAGAUUGUUAGGAGUGGAUGCGAGAAGGAGGCGGCCUCAAGCUGUACCUCCCGAUCCAAGACGCCCCAUGGAGAACCGCUCCGAGAGUUUCCCAUGCUGCCCCCGCUGGUAACGACGUGAACAGCGAUGCCUUCAAAGGUCUCCUGUUUGUACUUGCUGACGGUGGUUUGCUGGGCCAGCGCUCUGUGGUACCUGAGCGUGUCCCGCCCGUCCUCGUCCUACGUGGGCCAGAUGAACAUCCUGGUCCGCAAGGCGCCCAAGCUGAACAAGAGCGCCGCCUUCGGCAACUACCGCACGCGCUCGCUCAACCCGCACGACUUCGACUACCUCAUCAACGAGGCCAAGAAGUGCGAGGCCGAGCCGCCGUUUCUGGUCAUCCUCAUCAGCACCACCCAUAAGGAAUUUGACGCGCGGCAGGCCAUCAGAGAGACCUGGGGCGACGAGACCACCUUCCCGGACGUGCGCGUGGUCACUCUCUUCCUGCUGGGGCGCAGCACGGACGCCGUCCUCAACCAGAUGCUGGAGCAGGAGAGCCAGAUCUUUCACGACGUGGUCGUUGAGGACUUCGUCGACUCCUACCACAACCUGACGCUCAAGACGCUGAUGGGCAUGCGCUGGGUGGCCACGUACUGCGCCAGAGCCCAGUACGUUCUCAAAACGGACAGCGAUAUCUUCGUGAACAUGGAGAACCUGGUCUACAACCUGCUGAAGCCCACCACCAAGCCCAGGCGGAGAUACUUCACCGGUUACGUCAUCAACGGCGGGCCGAUCCGAGACAUGCGCAGCAAGUGGUACAUGCCCAGAGAUUUGUACCCGGACAGCAAGUACCCGCCGUUCUGCUCCGGCACCGGCUACGUCUUCUCCGCCGACGUGGCCGAGCUCAUAUACCAAACCUCGCUGCACACCAGGCUCCUGCACCUGGAGGACGUGUACGUAGGGGUGUGCCUGCGCAAACUGGGCAUCCACCCCUUCCAGAACAGCGGCUUCAACCACUGGAAGAUGGCUUACAGCCUCUGCCGCUACCGGCGAGUGGUCACCGUCCACCAGAUCUCCCCCGAAGAAAUGCACCGCAUCUGGAACGACAUGACCAGCAAGAAGCACCUUAAAUGUUAGCGAGAUCUAGUACUCUGCGAGUCGGCUAUCGAUUGACCUUUUUCACGCCGCGUUGGAACGCGGACAAACGGGGAGCGCUGAGAGCAGAGUAUUGACGGACCCUUCAGUGCUUUGUCUGAAAGGCAGACCGCCCUGCUGGGAGUUUCUUGAGCACAAGGCCAAAAACAUGCUCGUCCAUUCAAGUGCAUCCGGCCUUGCACACUGGCUCUUAUGGCAGCGAGAAACUUUUUUAUGGAAGUGUAAAAAAACAAACAAAACAAAAAAAACACACCAAGCUGUUUCUUGUGUUUGCCAAGAGCACCAUGCCUUAACUGUUGACAUAUUCGAACCCUCAAAGUCAGGGGUGUCCAAGUUUAAAGGGGAACAUUAUCACCAGACCUAUGUAAGCGUCAAUAUAUACCUUGAUGGUGCAGAAAAAAGACCAUAUAUUUUUUUCACCGAUUUCUGAAAUCUAAAUGGGUGAAUUUUGGCGAAUUAAACGCCAUUUUGAUUAUCGCUCUUUUUGCGAUGACGUCAGAACGUGACAUCACCAAGGCCAUACAGCCGCCAUUUUCAACACAUUGCAAACACCGGGUCUCAGCUCUGUUAUUUUCCGUUUUUUCGACUAUUUUUUGGAACCUUGGAGGCAUCAUGCCUCGUCGGUGUGUUGUCGGAGGGUGUAACAACACUAACAAAGAGGGAUUCAAGUUGCACCACUGGCCCGAAGAUGCGAAAGUAGACAUUUUACCGGCGAUGACAGACAUGGCACAGAGAUGUAUGGAUAACCUGCAGAUGCAUUUGCAACGAUAAAGUCAACUAAAUCACAAAGGUGACUUUUGUUGAUGUUGUUGACUUAUGUGCUAAUCAGACAUAUUUGGUCGCGGCGUGACUGCCAGCUAAUCGAUCCUAACAUGCUACGCUAAUCGAUGCUAACAUGCUAUUUACCGGCGGUGCUAAAGCAGACAUGGCGCAGAGAUGUAUGGAUAACCUGCAGAUGCAUUUGCAACUAUAAAGUCAACAAAAUCACAAAUGUGAGUUUUGUUGAUGUUGACUGCCAGCUAA
This is a messenger RNA of Nerophis ophidion (straightnose pipefish), 2701 nucleotides long. Its product is annotated as beta-1,3-galactosyltransferase 1-like. Gene Ontology annotation, cellular component: membrane. NCBI's taxonomy places the organism in Eukaryota, Metazoa, Chordata, Actinopteri, Syngnathiformes, Syngnathidae. Bases 674 to 1660 code for a protein of 328 amino acids. The transcript has 4 exons. Gene Ontology annotation, molecular function: N-acetyl-beta-D-glucosaminide beta-(1,3)-galactosyltransferase activity. The record is from RefSeq and is a predicted model, not a curated record.